This is a messenger RNA of Epinephelus lanceolatus (giant grouper), 2753 nucleotides long. Its product is annotated as arf-GAP with dual PH domain-containing protein 1-like. Gene Ontology annotation, biological process: positive regulation of GTPase activity. Gene Ontology annotation, molecular function: GTPase activator activity; phosphatidylinositol-3,4,5-trisphosphate binding; phosphatidylinositol bisphosphate binding. The record is from RefSeq and is a predicted model, not a curated record. NCBI's taxonomy places the organism in Eukaryota, Metazoa, Chordata, Actinopteri, Perciformes, Serranidae. Gene Ontology annotation, cellular component: cytoplasm; plasma membrane; intracellular membrane-bounded organelle.
GGCAAAAAGAGAGGAAUUUAAUCAUAACAACUAUCUACCUGGCACAAGACCACAAAAUACAGAAUUAAGUUUUAUUUCAUUUCUCAGAACAUUUUUCUGAAUUUGGCUGGUGACAUGACAGAUUUUGGCUUUUGGAUAAAUGCCUUUAGUAUUUCUAAAAUUCUGACAACGUUCAGGUCGUUAAAAUAUCAGUGACAAAAAAAAACAAAACAAAACUUGAGGUACAAGAAAGCGUGACUGUGUCUGGGAGUGUCCUGAGCGCGUCUCCAACCAUCACAAUGACCGCUGGAGGUCUCCCUCCAGAGAAACAGACACAAGACUGAAAUGCAUUUAUUGGUGUAUCUAAAUGGCUUUUACAUCACCUACACUAGACUGACCAUGCUCCACUCUUCAGCCACCCUCCACCUAAAAAUGACAGCCUUCUCAUUAGUCGCUUAGGGCGCGCUACUUUUGUUCCAAAUCAACCCUGCGCGUCCCGGCGUCAAUCUUUACUUUCGAUGCGUGAGAGUUUGAGGCGUGCAGCCGCUGAGCAGAGUAGGCAUCUGGGCUCCAACAUUUACAUGAUGGCUUCGGAUCAAGAGAAGAACAGGCAGCGUUUGAAGCAGCUGCUGGGGAAACCUGGGAAUGGAAACUGUGCCGACUGCGGAGCUCCAGAUCCGGAGUGGGCGUCCUACACCCUGGGAGUGUUUGUGUGUCUCAGCUGCUCGGGCCUUCAUAGAAACAUUGCUCAGAUCAGCAAGGUGAAAUCCAUCCUGUUGGAUCCCUGGAGCUCUGCUGAGGUGGAGUUCAUGGACUCUGUGGGUAACAACGCUGCCAAGGCCAAAUAUGAAAAGAUAGUUCCUGCCUUCUUCUACUGUCCUACACACAAAGACUGCAUGCUCCUGCGGGACCAAUGGAUCCGAGCCAAGUACGAGAGGAAGGAGUUCCAGUGUGUGGAGAGGCAGGAGCCCUACUCGGCAGGCUACAGAGAGGGGUUUCUAUGGAAACGAGGCCGAGACAACGGACAGUACCUCAGCCGAAAAUUUAUUCUGUCCGAACGGGAAGGUGUUUUGAAGUACUUCAACAAACAUGAUGCCAGAGAGCCCAAAGCGAUAAUGAAGAUCAAUACUGUUAAUGCCACUUUCCAGCCGACAAAAAUAGGCAUCGCCCACGGCCUGCAGGUCACCUAUUUGAAGGACAACAGCACUAGGAAUGUCUUUGUUUACCACGAGGAUGGAAAGGAAAUGGUGGACUGGUUCAACGCCAUCAGAGCAGCUAGGUUUCAUUACCUGCAGGUGGCUUUUCCUGGAGCUUCCAACUCUGAUUUGAUGCCAAAGCUAUCCAGGAACUACAUAAAGGAGGGUUACAUGGAGAAGACUGGUCCAAAGCACACAGAGGGCUUCAAGAAGAGAUGGUUUACGAUGGAUGACAGGAGGCUCAUGUACUUCAAAGAUCCACUGGAUGCCUAUGCACGAGGUGAGGUGUUCAUCGGCAGCAGGGAAAACAGCUACACUGUGCUUCCCGGCCUCCCCCCGAACAUACAGGGCUACCACUGGCAGUUUGGCAUUACGAUAGUGACCCCAGACAGGAAGUUUCUAUUUGCGUGCGAGACUGAGGAGGAUCAGAAAGACUGGAUCGCUGCAUUUCAAACAGUAAUCAACAGACCAAUGCUGCCUCAGGAGUACGCAGUGGAGGCCUAUUUUAAGCACAAACCAUGACGGUCUUAGUGUUUGAAGGCCUGUUGGUGCAGGAUGAGGAGCAGGGGGUGGAGCUGGAGAAGAGAAGGACCUGAGAUAUGUAUGUUAUCUUAUAAUGGAAGUCUUUAUAAAGACUUAGGCCGGAGGUACACUUGCUUUUAACUAUGCAUUCGUGUGCGUAUGAUGGCUGCCUCAGGUAUCCUGCAUCCGUUUGGAGUGUUGGUUGUGCACAUCCUCAGAAAUUAACGCUACACAACUGCAACAUACAAUAUGCACAUGAAUGGUAGGGGCAAUGUGAGAAACAUACCCACCAUUGUCCUGACGUGCUUGAUUUUAGGGCCUCACAUGCCAUCUACGAGUGCACCGCCGUCACUUUUACUGCCAUGUUAAUUGUUUACAUCAUGCAAAUCCAUUUGUCCUAUACAGUACAGUCUGUCUCUGAUGUGCCCCCUAGUGGAAUCCUCCAGUAACACGCGCAGUAUAUAGGCAGGUACGUCAACAAAUCCAUCCAUGACUCAGCCGGUUGUCUACACGAACAUGUAGUUAAAAAGCAAGUAUAUCUCCAGCCUCAAGGGUGACAGACAAAAGACCUAAAGGGUGAGACGUUAGCAUUCGCACAGUGACUCCUUUACCUGCCAUUCUGCUUAACCUCACCUACAUUACAUGCCAGACCCAUUCCUUAAGGAGUCUGAAUCACUUCUAAGCUCAUGAAUGUUAGCCUAACUCACUCAUCUGUUAUGUGAUGUGACUUACAUACUUGAAGAGGUCAGUCAUCCUGACCGAAUGUGCAAAAGGUGUUUGUAUGAAUCAGAGUUGUUGCUGCUUAGAUGUCAGAAAUAGUUUUUUUUUUUAAUCUGUUAUCAGUAGUGUAAGUAGAAAUACUUAAAUUAACUAGAUACAACUGAAUUAAACUUGCAUUUCAACCAAGUGUAAAAACUCAGCCCCUGGCCAGUUAUACACAGACUAAACAUUAUGUGACACAGGACUGUAAAAGUCAGUAAGAAGGAUGGAUACAUACAGUCAGGUCCAUAAUUAUUUGGACAAUGAUACAGUUGUUGUCAUUUUGGCUCUGUACAC